Caenorhabditis bovis is the source of this 951-nucleotide messenger RNA. The record is from the annotation of a GenBank genome assembly. NCBI's taxonomy places the organism in Eukaryota, Metazoa, Nematoda, Chromadorea, Rhabditida, Rhabditidae.
AUGACGCCAACGAAAUGCGUGUUGACGGCGAACAACGGCCAAAACGCGAAUCGGCCGGCGGCGAACGACGAGAAAAUCGCGGCGAAUUCGGACGAGACCAACUAUUUGCGGCAAAUCUCGCACAUUUUCGAGCACGGCGUCGCGCGGACCGAUCGCACCGGCACUGGGACCAUUUCGGUGUUUGGAAUGCAGGCGAGAUAUAGCCUCAGAAAUAACAAAAUCCCAUUGCUGACGACGAAACGAGUGUACUGGAAGGGCGUCGUCGAGGAGCUUCUAUGGUUCAUUUCGGGACAAACCGAUAGCAAGACGUUGAGCGCGAAAAAUGUCAAGAUUUGGGAGGCGAACGGCUCUCGACAAUUCCUCGACAAUUUGGGCUUCACGCAACGCGAAGAGGGCGAUUUGGGACCGGUGUACGGCUUUCAAUGGCGCCACUUUGGCGCCAAAUACAUCGAUUGCCACACCGAUUACAGCGGGCAGGGUGUCGAUCAGCUCGCCGAGGUGAUUCGACAAAUCCAGCACAAUCCUGAUAGUCGACGCAUCAUUCUGUCGGCGUGGAAUCCGUCGGAUCUUGGAUCGAUGGCGCUGCCGCCGUGCCACACGAUGUGCCAGUUUUAUGUGCACGACGGCGAGCUCUCGUGUCAAUUGUAUCAGCGAAGUGGAGAUAUGGGUCUCGGCGUGCCGUUCAACAUCGCCAGCUACGGACUCUUCACGCACAUGAUCGCCAAGGUGUGCAAUUUGCGAGCCGGCGAGCUGAUUCACACCAUCGGCGACGCGCACAUCUAUUCGGACCAUGUCGACGCGUUGCGAGAGCAAAUCACGAGGGCGCCCUACGAGUUUCCGACGAUUCGAUUCACGCGCGACGUCGCCUCGAUCGACGACUUCACGUCGGACAUGAUUCAACUCGACAACUACAAAUGUCAUCCGAAAAUCGCCAUGAAAAUGGCGUGCUAA